CAGCUUAUAUUGCUGACAAGGUGGAUGCAGCUCAAAUGCCUCAGGAAGCCCAGAAAAUCCAAUCAGAUUUGACAAGUCAUGAGAUCAGUUUAGAGGAAAUGAAGAAACAUAACCAGGGGAAGGAUGCCAACCAAAGAGUUCUUUCACAAAUUGAUGUUGCACAGAAAAAAUUACAAGAUGUCUCCAUGAAAUUUCGCUUAUUCCAAAAACCAGCCAAUUUUGAACAACGUCUAGAAGAAAGUAAAAUGAUUUUAGAUGAGGUAAAGAUGCACUUGCCUGCACUGGAAACAAAGAGUAUUGAACAGGAAGUAGUCCAGUCACAACUAAGUCAUUGUGUGAAUUUGUAUAAAAGCCUGAGUGAAGUGAAGUCUGAAGUGGAAAUGGUAAUUAAAACCGGACGUCAAAUAGUACAGAAAAAGCAGACAGAAAAUCCCAAAGAGCUUGAUGAAAGAGUAACAGCUUUAAAAUUGCAUUAUAAUGAGUUGGGUGCGAAGGUAACAGAGAGAAAGCAACAGUUAGAGAAAUGCUUGAAAUUGUCCCGUAAGAUGAGAAAGGAAAUGAAUGUCUUAACUGAAUGGCUGGCAGCAACAGAUACGGAAUUGACAAAGAGAUCAGCAGUUGAAGGAAUGCCAAGUAAUUUGGAUUCUGAAGUUGCCUGGGGAAAGGCUACUCAAAAAGAGAUUGAGAAACAGAAGGCUCAUUUGAAGAGUGUCACAGAACUAGGAGAGUCUUUGAAAACAGUGUUGGGCAAGAAAGAAACCUUGGUGGAAGAUAAACUGAGUCUUCUGAAUAGUAACUGGAUAGCUGUCACCUCCAGAGUAGAAGAAUGGCUAAAUCUUUUGUUGGAAUAUCAGAAACACAUGGAAACCUUUGAUCAGAACGUAGAACAAAUCACAAAGUGGAUCAGUCAUGCGGAUGAACUUUUAGAUGAAUCUGAAAAAAAGAAACCACAACAAAAGGAAGACAUUCACAAGCGUUUAAAGGCUGAAAUGAAUGACAUCCGCCCAAAGGUGGACUCCACACGUGACCAAGCAGCGAAGCUGAUGGCAAACCGCGGUGACCACUGCAGGAAAAUAGUAGAGCCACAAAUCUCCGAGCUCAACCAUCGAUUUGCAGCCAUUUCUCACAGAAUUAAGACUGGAAAGGCCUCCAUUCCUUUGAAGGAAUUGGAGCAGUUUAACUCAGAUAUACAAAAAUUGCUUGAACCACUGGAGGCUGAAAUUCAGCAGGGGGUGAAUCUGAAAGAGGAAGACUUCAAUAAAGAUAUGAGUGAAGACAAUGAGGGUACUGUAAAUGAAUUGUUGCAAAGAGGAGACAACUUACAACAAAGAAUCACAGAUGAGAGAAAACGAGAGGAAAUAAAGAUAAAACAGCAGCUGUUACAGACAAAACAUAAUGCUCUCAAGGAUUUGAGGUCUCAGAGAAGAAAAAAGGCCCUAGAAAUUUCUCACCAGUGGUAUCAGUACAAGAGGCAGGCUGAUGAUCUACUGAAAUGCUUGGAUGAAAUUGAAAAAAAAUUAGCCAGCCUACCUGAACCCAGAGAUGAAAGAAAAUUAAAGGAAAUUGAUCGUGAAUUGCAGAAGAAGAAAGAGGAGCUGAAUGCAGUACGCAGGCAAGCUGAGGGCUUGUCUGAGAAUGGGGCCGCAAUGGCAGUGGAGCCAACUCAGAUCCAGCUCAGCAAGCGCUGGCGGGAAAUUGAGAGCAAUUUUGCUCAGUUUCGAAGACUCAACUUUGCACAAAUUCAUACUCUCCAUGAAGAAACCAUGGUAGUGACGACUGAAGAUAUGCCUUUGGAUGUUUCUUAUGUGCCUUCUACUUAUUUGACCGAGAUCAGUCAUGUCUUACAAGCUCUUUCAGAAGUGGAACAACUUCUAAGUGCUCCUGAACUCUGUGCUAAAGAUUUUGAAGAUCUCUUUAAGCAAGAGGAGUCUCUUAAGAAUAUAAAAGACAAUUUGCAACAAAUCUCAAGUCGGAUUGAUGUUAUUCACAAGAAAAAGACAGCAGCCUUGCAAAGUGCUACCCCCAUGGAAAGGGUGAAACUACAGGAAGCAGUGUCACAGAUGGAUUUCCAGUGGGAAAAACUAAAUAGAAUGUACAAGGAACGACAAGGGUAGGUAGCAUU
Molecule: messenger RNA, 2122 nt
Organism: Arvicanthis niloticus (Nile rat)
Lineage: Eukaryota; Metazoa; Chordata; Mammalia; Rodentia; Muridae
Source: RefSeq, a predicted model, not a curated record